CAGACGUCAUUAGCAUAUUUCUGACUAUAUCAGAAGCUUGCGCAAAGGCGAAUCACUUCUGCAGCAAACCGUUGACCAGAGACUUUACAUCCGUGAAGAAACACUUCGACCCAACCGCAACAAUGAGCGACAAACCUGAUGUGUCAGAGGUGGCCAACUUCGACAAGACCAAGCUGAAGAAAACGGAGACGAAGGAGAAGAACCCCCUGCCAACAAAAGARACCAUUGAACAGGAGAAGCAAGCAUCAUGAAGCCUCUCCCGCCCUGUCAUGCACUGUACACUCCCUCCCCCUCCCCUCUCUCCUCCCGCAUUGCCUUGUUUUCAGUCACUUCUCUUAGCUGUAUAACUUUGUAACCGAAAUUUACAAAACGACGACCAUAACGAAGCUGCACACCCCACCCCCCGUGGACAGAUGACGCCCCUGUCAAAGCAGUCGGGGCCCCGUCCACCCACCCUUCCUGAUGCCGCCUCGUCGUAAGGAGGAGGAGGGGUGGGGGGUAUGAAGAGCAGAAGACGUCUCGAACGCCACCAUGACUGACUGCCAGCUCUGGAUGUGCAGGUUAAAGGAGGGGUGGGGGGGGGAGGACAAGGCGUGGCCUGCGUUUCCAGGAAGCUCAUCGCUGUCUCACCGCCACCUUCACCACUCAAACAUCUCGUGGCUGCUUUUCUUUAUAUUUUUAAUUUUUUUUUGUGCGCCUGAGCUGAGGCAUCAAGCUUAUUCUCUUCGUCUUCUAAUUUUUCGGAAAUGCACAACUUUUUGUUUGUACGCUGGCCAAAAUGUAAAAGCCCAAAAAUCGAUAGUUUUCACAACUUUUUUUUUUUUAUUUAAAUUGAUUCCAUCUAGAUCUGGGAGAUGUUCAAAGGGACUUUUUUUUUUUUUUUUUUUUUAAAUUUGGGGUUAAAUUUGAAUUUAUUUAGCCCUGUUUUGUGAGUUAAUUCAGGGUAGCUUUGUGUUCCAAUUCUCUCUGAAUUGUCUCAAGUGAGAAACUUUGAUUACUGGUGUGUAUGGGUUUAUUUUUUAUUUUAUUUUUUUGUUAAACUACUUUUUUGGAGUUUUUGUAAAUUCCCAGCAAUCAUGUUACUCUGCCACAAACAUUACCAGAAAUGGAAAGCCGUGAAAUGUUGUAAUAAAAAGAAUUUGUUACUAAAA
Austrofundulus limnaeus is the source of this 1151-nucleotide messenger RNA. RefSeq names its product thymosin beta-12. Gene Ontology annotation, molecular function: actin monomer binding. NCBI's taxonomy places the organism in Eukaryota, Metazoa, Chordata, Actinopteri, Cyprinodontiformes, Rivulidae. The record is from RefSeq and is a predicted model, not a curated record. The transcript is spliced from 3 exons. Gene Ontology annotation, cellular component: cytoplasm. Bases 123 to 251 code for a protein of 42 amino acids. Gene Ontology annotation, biological process: regulation of cell migration; actin filament organization.